AUGGAUGAAAAUAUAGUGUACAAAUGGGCUACUAGUAGGACCCAACAUAUUAUGCUCAAUACCCUUGAGAAGCUCAAGAACAGCGAUGAAACAGUCGCUACAAACCAGGUCGAUUUGGUAGAAGAAAACUAUGUAUUUAUUAGUCCUGUUUUCAAUGUACCAGCUGAAUCAAACCAAUUACAGUACACUGAAGUCGAUCCUGUUCCAAGUACCAGUAGAUCAAACAGCGAUGGAAAAUUAGUUGCUUCAAACCAGGCCGAUUUGAUAGAAAUGGACGAUAUCUUUGUUAGUCCUGUUUCAAAUGUACGAGUUGAACCAAACCAAUUAAAUUACACUGAAGUCGAUCCUGUUCCAAGUACCAGUAGAUCAACCACCGAUGGAGAAAUAGUUGUUGAGCACAUUGUCAAUGUGCCGGACUUGGAAAAUGAGCAUUAUGAUAGUGAUAGAGAUUCUGAAAACGAACCAACUGAAAACGAAAUUCGUGACAACAAAGUUUCUUCAAGUGAAGAUGAAAACGAAAAUCAUACUGCUGAUGAACUACUUCCGCUUCAUCCUCCUCUUUUCUCACCAGAAUUCUUGGUGGUGAAUGACACUGGGACGCUUCUAGCUGUAGCAGGUCCGUGUGGUGUUUUGGUUUUGCAGCUACCAUCAAGAUGCCCGCCAUAUGGGGCUUUCGAGAAGAACAAAGAAGUGGUAUAUUGCAGGUGA
This is a messenger RNA of Phaedon cochleariae (mustard beetle), 708 nucleotides long. Lineage: Eukaryota; Metazoa; Arthropoda; Insecta; Coleoptera; Chrysomelidae. The record is from the annotation of a GenBank genome assembly.